ACUGAUUGAGAUUUCAGCAAGACAAUCCUUGGGUUAUUAAUUCCAUACCCUUUUGUGUCAAGAUUCUCAGCGAUUCCUUGGGGCAUCCAUCACUUGCGUCAAGUGCAGCAUAUGCAUUCCAAGGGUUUGGUAGCAUAUCUGAAGUGCUUACAACAAAAUACACUUAUCAGCAAUGAGUGUGUCAAUUACAUGCCGCCACACCCUCACCCUUUCUCCCCACAGGAAAGCAGUGGCAACAUUGGGCAAUGUGUCGAGUGCGAUGAUGCAGUGCAGCGAGCUGUUAAUGAGGCUCAUUAUUAAUAUGGCAACGAUAUGUUUGCGUCAUGAGCAAUGAGCUGGCUGCGAAGGGAAUUUACACGCGCUGCACUGUCAGCAGCGAGAUCAAAGCACAGCCUCCACUGGAUGUACUCACUCCAAAUCCUCCCUAGUCCCAGUCCCAUGGCCAUAAUGUGUUAUGAGUUAUUGGCGGAGUGGGUAGAUGAUCCGCUUCCUGGGAGCCCAGAUCGCCAGUUGCACAGAAUGCACAGAUCUCCAGUUCUCCGGCUUGUCAGCAGCUGACAGCGCCAUGUCAUAGCAAUUUGCCCGGCUGUAGGUGUUCCAUGUCAACUCCAACGGCACAUCGCCACCUAGCCGGGAUGUCGGUGUGUAAUGCCCUCUGACAGGCAGGCACUCAAAUUGAAUGCUCAAUGCUCACAGCACGGACGACCGACGAACUGGAUACCAUUUAGCGUUAGAUUUAUUUCGGGCAUUAAACGCGGAUCGCAUUUCAAAAGACAGUACUCGUACACUGGCAAAAAUGGGGCGAAACUGAGUCCUGAAGUGGAAAUAUUGAUGCCAUAAUAGCACCCACAUUUGAUUUAUAACUUAUAAACCUUAAAAUGUGUAUUUGAAUGUAUGUUCAUUCUUUUCUCUCUUGAUAACAUUCCACAAAAAUUUAUUCCCAGUGCAUCUGCAUCCAUUUCCCAAAUGCGCACGAGAUGGGCACUUAAGAGAUCUCCUCCAGACAGGCGCCGGAUGUGCGCUAUAUUCCCAUAUAUAGUACAUGUCACUCUCUCCCAAACACACUUAUAUCCGAAUCCCAUUUUCCGAGCUGGAAAAAAGUGCAAGUUACAAAUGCGUGUAGAUAAGCAUAGACCAUCAUGCAGCGGUCGUAUUUUCCCAAUCCGAUUCGCCUCCGCGAUAAGAUUAGAUUAGGGGGCCACCCACCACCAGAUGGGGGAGCAUGGAUAGGCAAAUUAGAUGGCCCAAAUGCCAUCAAACACCGCAUAGCCGUUACCAAAAUGCGACGUCCGCUCUCGCCAACAUUGGCCAAGUUGGCCGAGCAGGAGGUGAACGAGACGCCCGACAGGAUUCAGCAGGACAUCAUCAUUCUGCGCGUGUGGAUUCGCCAGCAGCCGCAUCUGCGCGCCCGCACGGAUGUGGACUUCCUGAUCGCCUUCCUCAGACGCUGCCGUUACAGCCUGGAGGAGACCAAGCGCCGGAUCGAUCGCUACUUCACCCACUACAACCUAUUUCCGGAGAUCAUGAAUAACCGCUGUGUGACGCAAAGACUUCUGGACAUCAAUCGCAUGGGAGUUUGCCUCUAUCCGGAUAUGCCAAAGGGCGAUAGCCGUAGUGCCAUGUUCAUAGCCCGUUUUGGCCACUUCGAUCCCAAUCUGUACAUGCUGCGAGAGAUCUAUCACUUUUCCUCGAUGGCCAUGGAGGUGAUUGCGCUGGAGAAUGACUAUGCCUCCCUGGCGGGAAUCUGCGAAAUCAUUGAUCUCGAGGGCGUCAACUCGGAUAAGAUGCGCCGCUUUGAUAGGGUCCUAUUUCGCAAGUGGUGGAACUGGCUCUACAACUGCAGUCCCCUAAAAGUGAAGGAGAUGUACAUCAUAAAUAUGCCCAAGGAUAUUCAGGGUACCGUCAUGUUUCUGUACAACGUGCUUAGCAUGCAAGUCAACUAUCCGAUACGCGUUCUGAAGAACAGCGAAGAGCUUAUCGAGCACAUUGGCAAGGAAUCGCUGCCGGAGGAGUAUGGCGGUACCAAUGGGCAUUUGGGUGAAUGUGUGGCCUACAUGGAGGACCUGUUGAAUAGCUAUCGUGGUUAUUUCGAGCAGGACUGCAACUACGGGACCAUUGAGGAGCUGCGACACGGUGAAAUAGCCACGUAUGAGGCGGAAUUUGGAGCCAGUGGCUCCUUCCGUCGCCUCAACUGGGAUUGAUACUAGCCCGGAAGCAGGAAACCUAGCCCCUCCCUUGCCCAAUAGCGUUUAUCCAUAUAAACAUUCCAAACUCUGCUGUAGUCGAUCAAUUAAAGAUAACACCCACUUAUCAACUAUCUAUGCACUCGUGUAUCUAUAUCUAACUGACUGCCGACGGGUUUCGGCUCGCCGUUCCAGCUAGUUUACAAGGUGUUGCCCCGAUUAGAUAGCGAUGCCGCCGCAAAAG
Drosophila simulans is the source of this 2427-nucleotide messenger RNA. RefSeq names its product alpha-tocopherol transfer protein-like. The transcript is spliced from 3 exons. The coding region runs from base 1140 to 2201 and encodes 353 amino acids. Gene Ontology annotation, cellular component: membrane. NCBI's taxonomy places the organism in Eukaryota, Metazoa, Arthropoda, Insecta, Diptera, Drosophilidae. The record is from RefSeq and is a predicted model, not a curated record. Gene Ontology annotation, molecular function: phosphatidylinositol bisphosphate binding.